AUGACAUACUUUCUUAUCGGUGAUUCUAUUACAUUAACAUUAUUUGUCAUACUUAUAUUCGCUUUUACUUAUUAUAUUUAUAAUUUAUUGACAAAUAAUAUUUUUCGUCGAAUUGGAAUACCUGGCCCAACUCCAAUCCCUUUUUUAGGUGAAAUUUUUAAUGUUAUACGCAAAGGUUUAUAUAAGAAUGAUAUGGAUCUUGUUAAAAAAUACGGUAAAAUUGUUGGAAUAUAUGAAGGAACAAGUUCAAUAAUACUUUUAUCCGAUCCUGAUCUUCUUCGAAAUGUUCUUAUUAAAGAUUCAUAUGCAUUUAUAAAUCGACGAUCUGCUGAAGGUUUAAUUGGUCCACUUGAACAUGGUCUCUUAUCACUCAAAGAUGAUCAUUGGAAAAAUGCACGAGCAAUUGUAUCACCCACAUUUUCUACAGCUAAACUCAAAGCAAUGUAUAGUCUUAUGGAUCAAACUAGUGAUAUGUUUAACGAUCGUCUUCUUGAAUAUGCUGAUAAACAAGAAAUAUUUAAUAUUAAAGAAAUUAGUCAACAUUUUGCACUUGAUACGAUUGGUUCUUGUUUAUUUGGUAUUGAAACAAAUUCUUUACAAAAUGAAAAUGCGACAUUAGUCAAACAUCUUAAAGGAAUAUUUACAUUAAGUUUAGCAAAUUUAAUAAUCAUUGUAUAUUUUAUAUCGCCACGAUUAGCUCGUUAUUUGUACACGAAAGGUUAUUCAAUAUUACCAAAAAAUACUAUGGACUAUUUAACAGAAUUACUGAAUCAAAUAUUAAAUCGACGUCGACAACAUCUUGAACGACGAAAUGAUUUUAUUCAAAUUAUGGUUGAUCAUGAAGAACAAGUAAAACAUGAUGAACAACAAACAGGAACACUUACAAAAACUUUGAAUGAUAAAGAAAUACUUGGUCAAGCAUUAGUAUUUUUACUUGCUGGUUAUGAAACAACAAGUACAUUAAUGUCAUUUUUCUUUUAUGUUAUGGCAACAGAACCGGAAAUUCAAGAAAAAGUUUAUCAAGAAAUUCAACAAGAAAUUGGUGAUAAUGAAAUUAAACCUGAUAAUAUCAAUCAACUUCAUUAUUUAGAUAUGGUUAUUAAUGAAACACUUCGUAUGUAUCCACCAGUUAUUAGAUUUGAUCGUGUUGCAUCAAAUGAUUAUAGAUUGGGUGAUUAUCAGAUAUUGAAAGGAUUUAUUAUUAGUGUACCUGUUUAUCCUAUUCAUCAUGAUCCAAUAGUAUGGCCUGAUCCAGAAAAAUUUAUACCUGAAAGAUUUUCGUCGACAGAGAAAGCAAAACGACAUCCAAUGUCAUUUUUGGCAUUUGGUGAUGGUCCUCGAAAUUGUAUUGGUAUGCGAUUUGCAUUAUUAGAAGCUAAAAUUGCAAUUGUUAAAGCAUUACGUGUAGUUGAAAUACAAUGUUGCGAAAAAACAGAAAUACCUAUUAAACUCAAUAAACUUAAAGUUUUAGUUCCUAAACAAGGCAUCUGGUUACGUGCGGUUCGUCGAUCUCAAUAA
Messenger RNA from Adineta steineri, 1518 nucleotides. The record is from the annotation of a GenBank genome assembly. NCBI's taxonomy places the organism in Eukaryota, Metazoa, Rotifera, Eurotatoria, Adinetida, Adinetidae.